AUGAUGUUAUGGUUGAAAAAAAAUCACCAAUCUUUGAUCGAUCCGAAAAUUAAAGUUCCUUCAUUUAUCGGCUCAUUAUUUAAUUGGCGUCCUGAUGCAGUAACUAUUCCUGAUGAAUCAAAAUAUCAAAAAUAUAUUGAUUCUAUCAAAGUCUCAGAUCUCAACCAAGAGAUGAUUAAUCACAUAACUACAACUAUUAUGAAAUUUUUGCUUUUAGAUCUUAUGUCUGAAUAUUUAAACAAUAACACUCCAGAAAUCUCAGAAAGAUCAUAUUUAUUACGGGUUUUAGAUUAUCUUAGAACCGGACGUCCAUUUAUUGAAGCAUAUACUUUCUUUCAUUGUGUUCUUUUUAUAAUUCACGUAAUUAUAUCCUUUAAACUAAUAUGGAACACUAAUUGUAUAGUCUAUGGGAUGAUUUUAAAAUUUUUGUUAUCUAAUGACAUCGAUAAAAAUAGAGAUAAAAAUAGAAAACAACGACAAGAAUCAAAAUCUCUUAAAACAAUCAUUAAAGAAUGGUUAAUUCUUUCAAUAUUCUAUACAAAACCCAUCAUGGGUAAUCCUUAUUUUUCAACAAGUCCUCGAGAUCUAUGGUCUAAUCAAUGGCAUCAAAUAUAUAAUCAUGUUUUUCAAGAACUUGGCUAUCUUCCUGUCAAAAACUAUUUUGGAUGCAAUAAAACCCUUGGACGUGCGCUUGGAAUCUGUUCUGCUUUUUUAAUAAGUGGAUUAUUUCAUGAUUAUUUAGCAAUAGUAUCUUUUAGUCAUUUUUCUAUAGAUUUUACAAUUUUUUUCUUAUUUAAUGGAAUACUUUUGGUUUUGUGGGAAGCUGUUGAAGGUGAUAUUUUAGGAAGAGGAAAUGAAUUUAAAGAUAGCUUUGGAAUCAAAGUUUUUAAGAUGUCCUUGUUUUUACCAAUUGUGAUCUUUAUGGUACCAUUGUUUGCGGAACCUUAUAUUAAAGGGCUAUAUAUUUAUUCACAUCUGAAUAUAUAUACGAAUUUAACAAAAUUGUUCAAUUGGAGAACAAUGUGA
Cetraspora pellucida is the source of this 1026-nucleotide messenger RNA. NCBI's taxonomy places the organism in Eukaryota, Fungi, Glomeromycota, Glomeromycetes, Diversisporales, Gigasporaceae. The record is from the annotation of a GenBank genome assembly.